Dreissena polymorpha is the source of this 1310-nucleotide messenger RNA. RefSeq lists its product as uncharacterized. Gene Ontology annotation, molecular function: peptidase inhibitor activity. Gene Ontology annotation, cellular component: extracellular region. NCBI's taxonomy places the organism in Eukaryota, Metazoa, Mollusca, Bivalvia, Myida, Dreissenidae. The transcript has 6 exons. The record is from RefSeq and is a predicted model, not a curated record. Bases 88 to 834 code for a protein of 248 amino acids.
CAUUCCACAACGUGGUGUAUUUUAACAUAAACUUGCUUAUGACGUAGAAACAAACAGUUAGAUUUACGUACCAUUAUUGCUGACAACAUGAGGUUAAUUGGAUUGUUCUUACUCCAAAUAUGUACAGGUUCGGACAUAGUGACAGUGUCUGGAGAAUCGUCCGUGUGUCCCAAUGGUAGGGAGAAAAACGGCCCAUGCAAACCGCCAUGGGUUGCAAUGCUUAGAUGUAGCCCUGGAUUCACGUGCGUGAACGGGAUUUGUUGCAAAUCCACCAAUUUAUCUGAGACUCCAGUGACACCAUUUCCGGUCCCAGAUUGUUUAGAAGGGGAAGUGCGAACAGGAAGCUGUUCAAAAGCCGAUCAACGUUGUCCAGCCAAAAGUUCUUGUAGCUCCACGGGAAGUUGCUGCAAGCCAACAAAAACACGGUGUCCUACUGGAAUUGCGGAUGACGGACCUUGUCUACCCCCAAUGACCGCGGCGCCUCAGUGUAAGACGGGAUUUAUGUGCGUGAAUGGGCGGUGUUGUAAAACUUUAAUGGUCCCUGAAUCACCGAAGUCAUCAGGUCCCGUUCCGGAUUGUGAUAAAGGCGAAGUGCGAACGGGAGGAUGUUCCAAAGCUAACCAGCAAUGUCCAUCUGGAAGCUCUUGCAAGAAUACCGGAAGUUGUUGCAAACCCAUAGAAAAAUCUCUGCCGACUUGCCCGAGUGCCAUGCCUGCGUUGGACCCGUCUAGGUGCCCUCCGCAUGUCAACGUCUGUCAAAAGGACCGCGACUGCGGGCAACAAGGGAGAUGUUGUACAGGGCCUUGUGGCGAACGGUCCUGUAUUUCCGGAUGACAUUGUCUACUAUCAUAUGUCUGAUAACACGUUUGGAGAGUAAGAAUGUUUACUUCAAAAAGAAGGUUUUAUUCUGUUUAAUGAUUAUUUUAUUACCGAUCACAUGUGUUAACAGUCAACACGGUUUAUAUGUGCUGAAGAUGACCGAAUAAGACAUUGGUCAGAAUUGAGAUUUAUAAAUACUUGUUAAUUACAUGGAAAGAAUUGUAAAGGGUAGUAAAUGAUCAUUGACCAAUUGAGGAAGAGUGUGAAAUUGUUGCCACGAAUGAUGUUAUCGACUUGCUGAUUUCUUUACUUGAUUUAUAGUUUUCACGCUUUUUUCUACAGUUUCUGUAAAAGUUGUAAAUCAAUACACAUUAUUUUCAGUUUGAUACUAUUGGUAAAAAAUGUCAUAAUAUGCCAUACAAAGGACAUUUAGACCUGUAGGUAUUUAUAUAAGUCAAUCGUGGACUUCAGAAAAUAAAAGUAAUAACAUC